UUUUGAGAUAGCAUUUCAGCCCAUCUUGACAAACGUUUUUGGUUGGAGUCGAUAGAGUAAAAAUAAAAAAUUGAUAAAGAAAUAAUUAAAUAAAAUACACGUUUGACAUAAAAUAUAGGGGACAUGCGAUAACAUCAAUCACUAGCUGACCUUUUGUUGGACACCACACGUUUCACAUAGAUCUAUCUUUCAUCGAACGGGGAAAAAUCCCAGGCAAUGAACAAACAAACAAACGCGGACCAAGGAAAAGCCAUUUGCAUGGGCCAGUCAACCUCGCUAAUGUAACCAGAUGCAGUAUCGCUGGUUGAAAAUCAUUUGUCUGCAGGAGCUGGCUGUCUGGGUAACUGGCGGAGGAUGUAGGCCUACUCUCUCGUUUGGAUUAACGUUCUAAUUGCAGAGUGGCCGUUAUUGUUUCCAAUGUAUUAUUCUAAUUCAAAGUAUAAUCUACAUGUCGCAAGCUAUGCUCUCAGCUAAAGUGGCAAUAGUAAAAUUGAAAUUGUGGACAGACUUCUAGACACGGUGUCCGAAAAGGAACCUUAAGAAAUAUUAAAUCAAAGUGAAGUUCUGUGGGAUGCAGUCGUCGAUCAUUUCUUUAUUCACAAAGAGUCUCAGGUACAAUGUAUCGCAAGACGUAAUCGGCGAAAAACAGGAGUUUGACUCUCAGAUGCAUCGCGCCAUGGAGGAGUUAUCUCCCGCCGAAGAAGAGCACUUCGGAGACUCGGCUCACCACCACGGCCUUCAAGUAUGUGUACGACAACCAUUUCAACGACGCUGAUUGGUUUAUGAAAGCAGACGACGACACCUACGUCAUCCUGGAAAAUUUACGUUACUUUCUGUCAGGAGAAGACUCAUCCAAACCGGUCUAUUUCGGCCACCGUUUCAAGGUCAUUGUGCAGCAAGGCUAUGCGAGCGGUGGGGGCGGCUAUGUGUUAAGUAAGGAAGCUCUACGUCGCUUCGGGACAACGGGAUACAACAGCGAACACUGCGCCAUGGAUAAAGGCGCAGAGGACGUGCAGAUGGGGAAGUGCUUGCAGAACUUGAAAGUGUCGCUGGAGGGCUCUUUGGACGUCAUGGGGCGCAGUCGAUUUCACUGCCUGCCCCCGGAACCUUUCCUGACCGGCACCUACCCAAACUGGUUACAUAAAUAUGAUUUUGAGGGAUUGAAACAGGGUGUGGAAAAUGUCAGUGACUACGCCAUAAGCUUCCACUACGUGAAGCCCAAGCAGAUGUAUCUUUUGGAGUUUCUAGUAUAUCAUCUACACCCGUACGGUGUUAUAAACAAUAUUCAAGACCUGAAUGUAAAACAUAACCCGACCACGUCUUAGCCCAUUGCUACCCCGAGAUUCGCUGGAUAACUUAACUAUUCUGAUAUUUAUGCUUUCAGGGUUGACAAGAAGCUCUAAUGUUUGUUUUUCUUGAUUUAAAAUGGGUUUGUGAGGAUGCAGUAAUCUCAUGGAUUAUGAAGUUAAAGGGUAGAAAUUGAGUUGUACCCUUUCAAGUACAUUUAAUUUGUAGCCACUUUCUUGUUACUCGAUAUCCAGGGGAGGCUACUAGGUGUGUUUUAUCGAAGAUGAAAGGUUCGAAUUCUGUUCCUUGGUGACAUUCAGUGCUUGAUUUCCCUGAAACUUAUUUUGAAGAUGAAAAUUCAUAACACUCGCGUUAUGUUAGUAGACCACGAUUUAUCUUACUUGUGAAAUUGCCAGUUGUAAUCACGAGUUAAAAGAAUGUAACUUCGGUUCUGGUUUCAAUCCGACCGUAUUUGUAACAAUAAACUGUAUGUCUUAGGACCCCCAUCCCCCACGACACUGAAGUUUAUCAGUGUAUCGUUGAUGUCAAGAGCAAUGCAUGAACUUCAAAUGUGAUUUCAUGGUUAGUUCAUCAUUUUUACCUUCCAUUUUGCUGAGGGUCCAUAGAGGCUAUCGCAGUGUGCGGCAGUUACGACUAUUUUCACUUCUCCUUCUCGUACUCUUACGAAAGGAAAUGAACGCCAGUAUAAAUAUCUUUUUUGCGGUUUCAUUUCAGAAAGCUUGAUUUCGAAUGAUUUUUUAAAGAAAGACAUAAGUGAGAGUUUUGUUCGCAGUGAAAUGUGUGGCAUUUUAUUGGUCCGCUGUAAACAGUAUGCUUGGAAUGACAGGAACCUCUCGGUUGUUUGUUAAACUGCGUAGUGCAAUAAUGCAUCAAUUUUUAUCAUCAUCAUCAUAAUCAUCAUCAUCAUCAUCAUCAACAUCAUUAUCAUGGACAGGACCAAAUAUCAGGGUCACUGCUCAUUAGUCUUUGCUAAAAAAAAA
Aplysia californica (California sea hare) is the source of this 2288-nucleotide messenger RNA. RefSeq names its product glycoprotein-N-acetylgalactosamine 3-beta-galactosyltransferase 1. Gene Ontology annotation, cellular component: membrane. The record is from RefSeq and is a predicted model, not a curated record. Gene Ontology annotation, molecular function: N-acetylgalactosaminide beta-1,3-galactosyltransferase activity. Lineage: Eukaryota; Metazoa; Mollusca; Gastropoda; Aplysiida; Aplysiidae.